AUGAAAAUGAAACUAACUUUGUGUUGUACUGACACACAUAUGCUUAGUAAGCAGGUUGAAACAAAGUUUGAGAUGUUAUUAGAAGAAUAUAAUUCAGAAAAUUUGAUUUUGAUUGGUAUGCCGUUGGAAAAAUUGCCAUUGAAUUGUGACGGGUUACCACUUAUUGUAGAAAAUAUAAAUGAUUAUAUAAUUGACAAAGGAUUAUAUGAAGAAUGCCUAUUUGAUGAAGCUUAUUCUACUAAUGGACGUAAAGCCAAUAUUAUAAAUGCUUAUGAAUUAGUAAGUGGUUCAAGGAAAAGUAGUAAAACAAUCCUAGAUAUUGAUGCAGUAGAUGUUGCAUCAGUGUUGGUAAUGUGGCUUUACUACUUACCAGAACCAUUGAUAUCCUCAAAACAAUUUUCAAUGAUUUGUGAUCUCAAUGUCAAUACAAAAUACAGUGAAAUUAUUAAUUCCAUGGACAAUAUAAACAGACUAACUUUACAAGGAGUAAUGAAUAUUGUGGAUUCUUAUGAAAAGCAACAUAAGUCAUAUAAGAAGAAACUAGAAAUUCUUUUCACACUGCUUUUGACAAAACAUGUAGAUAUUGUUGGUCAAAAUAAUUCAUCACAUUUUUUAGACAAUUUGAAGAUUGUUUUGAUGGAAGCAGAAGUAAAUGAUAAUGAAUCGGAAUGUAUUGGGUUCAACAAAAAAUCUUUAAAAAUAAAAUAUAAUACCAAUCAUGAUAAAAAUGAAUUUAAUCUAUGUAACAAGAAGAAUCUAUUUCGCAGGUCGUUCAGUGAUGAUGGAUUACAUAUAAAAACUGGUGCGGAUGAUGUUGAUGCAACAGUGAAAUGUCCAGCUUUGCUAAAAUCAAGUAGCUGUAACCUGACUGAAGCCUUUUUGGAAGAGGAUGUUCUUUACAACAACUCAUUUAUCAAUAGUUUUUCAUUUGAUAAGAAUAAUUUAAACACUAAACCAGUUGAUAAAUUAUUGUCUGAUGAUAAUUUUUAUGAUGAUAGUUCAGUUUCUGUUACUAAUGAGUUGUACAGUUCCCAAAUUGAUGACAUGAGAAGUAUAGAAAGGACCAUGCAGAUUCAUUCAAGAACUACCAUGAAAAAACCAAAAAAUAAGUCUAUUAAAAAUCAUGUAGAAAGGGUUUUGAAGUCAGGAUUUUUAUCAAAUGAAGAAAGUUUGCUGUUGAAGAACACUUUAGAACUUAUGAAGAUACUAUCAAAAAUUAAAAGUGUUCAAAAUCAAAUUAACAUUCAUAGAAGACAUAGAGAAGAUGAAUUUGGUUGUGAAAAUGAAAAGACCAACAAACGUUUUUCCGAUUUGCAUUUUUUAAACAAUCGCCUUGAGCAAUUAGCGAGUCAGAAAAAUAAUUAUUUAACCAGAACUGGAUUAUCAUAUGGUAGAUCAUACAACCGUACAGUUUUGAAUCUUAAAAAUGCCCAAAAAGAAGCUUUUAAGUUACACGAAAAUGAGAAAAAUAACAAGAAAAAUCCAAACGAAAACUUUGAUAAAUUAAUUUCUGAUAUUUACAAUAUUCAAAUAGUUCUCGAUUAUUUGGAAAAUAAUUGUGGUGGUAAGGAGUUGCCCUGGAGGUCAAGUAAAGGUUGUCCAGGUCACAAGAGAAUGAAAAAAAAACAGCUGAACUGUGUAACUGUUGUGUCUGAUUUACAAACAAUUAGUGAGCACGAAGUCAUGGAAACUAUAGCCCAGCCAUUAUUUAAACCAGUGGAACAGUAA
Molecule: messenger RNA, 1728 nt
Organism: Macrosiphum euphorbiae (potato aphid)
Lineage: Eukaryota; Metazoa; Arthropoda; Insecta; Hemiptera; Aphididae
Source: the annotation of a GenBank genome assembly